Molecule: messenger RNA, 1227 nt
Organism: Geosmithia morbida
Lineage: Eukaryota; Fungi; Ascomycota; Sordariomycetes; Hypocreales; Bionectriaceae
Product: ribosome biogenesis protein UTP30
Exons: 2
Coding region: 1-1227 (408 amino acids)
Source: RefSeq, a predicted model, not a curated record
AUGGCGCCUUCCAAGCAAGUUGUUGCCAUUUCUGGCGACAAGACUGUCUCCCCUGUCAGCUCCGAUCAGACACUCAAAGCCUCCAAGGCCCUCCUGUCACACAUAAAAAAGGCCGCGCAGGAAAAGGCCCAGGAUUCGUCAAAGCGCAACCUGCUCGACGAUGACGAUGCCGAGGGCGGCUCCGCCGACGCCGACUCGACGCCCAUCUGGCUGACCCUGACGACGAAGCGCCACAUCGUCGACAAGACGCGGCUGCAGCCCGGCAGGAUCCCGUUGCCACACUCGCUCAACGCCGACCAGCCGGUGGACAUCUGCCUGAUCACGGCGGACCCCCAGCGCACGUACAAGGACAUUGUGGCGUCGGACGAGUUCCCCGCCGAGCUGCGCGCGCGCGUCGGCCGUGUCAUCGGCUUCAGCAAGCUCAAGGCCAAGUUCAGCCAGUAUGAGGCGCAGCGCAGGCUGCUGUCCGAGCACGACAUAUUCCUUGCCGACGACCGCAUCAUCAACCGCAUCCCCAAGGUGCUAGGCAAGACCUUCUUCAAGACGACGGCCAAGAGGCCCAUCCCCGUGGUCCUAUCGCCCAAGGACUCCAAGAAGGCGGGCGUCGGCGCCGCCGAGAAGAAGGCGAAGAAGGCGGCGGCCCAGCGCUCUGACGAGGAGAGGGCCGCCAAGCCUGCCCAGAUCGCCCACGAGAUCGAAAAGGCCCUGAGCUCCGCCCUGGUCAGCCUCUCGCCCACGACCAACACGGCCGUCCGCGUCGGCUACGCCGGUUGGGCGCCCGAGAAGGUGGCCGACAACGUCGACGCCGUGGCCGCCGCCCUGGUGGACAAGUGGGUCCCCCAGAAGUGGAACAACGUGCGCGGCCUGUACAUCAAGGGCCCCGAGUCGGCCGCCCUGCCCAUCUGGCUGACCGACGAGUUGUGGGUCGAUAGCAAGGACGUCCUGUCCAACGAGGCUGCCGCCGCCAUCAAGGACAAGGAGGCCGAGAAGGCCAACGUCGGCAAGAAGAGGAAGUCUGUCACCGAAUCCGGCGAGGCUAAGGACGAGGCCGAGGGCGACUCUGCUGCUGCGCCUGCUAAGAAGGCUAAGAAGGGUGCCGACAAGCCCAAGAAGGAGGAGCGGAAGGAUGUCCCCGAGGGUGACGACGGCAAGCUUGACAAGCAGAUUUCCGACCGCAAGUCUAGGUUGAGGAAGCAGAAGGCUGCUGCUAGGAAGUCUGUGGACUAA